AUGGCCACCGAAACCGAGACUUUGUCCUUUUCACUACCAACGAGCACUGCUCCCACCGACGUUUCUGAGUCAACAUGUAUGCCUCACUCUACGCCCUUUCACCAACAAACUUCGGCAUAUCCGCCACAGAACAUACCCACCGAGUGGGAUACUAGGAUACCACCAAUGGAAACACCUGCAACGCAUGCACAGCAAUUUUGUAGCGAGGGCUCAUCAACUGGAAGCGGAAGCGGCUGUUUCAACGAUGGAGGUCUUUUAUACAGAGUCCAGGCUGAGCGAGAAUGUCGGGAGGGACCCGGCAAAACUGUCGAGGAGGCUUGUCAACGUUCGCUAAACCACUUUCCUUGCCCGGGACUUGCCUUUCCGAUGCCAGCUCUCGAUUUCGAUUUUCGAAUUGCGGUUCGUUUAAACCAAGAGGCUGUCCAUGUCGAUUCAGGCAACACCAAAGAAAUCACUACUGUUGCAGCCGGUGUGUGGUCAGGAUCAUUUGGACAUGGCCGUGUCAUUGCAGGCGGUUAUGAUCUUGGUCAGGCACGCGGUUUUCGGCCCAUGAGGCUUGUUGAGGGCGCUUUUGUCAUUCAAACAAGCGACGAACAGCCAGCAUUACUUGAAAUGCGCACGCGUGGUUCCCUCUCAGGACCCGCAGACGUGCUUGAUACUCUAUUAAGCCCCAAGGCACCAAAGGAUAUUGACCCACGACGCUACGGCUUCCGCAUGUUCGCGACUUUCAAGACGUCCGACAAGCGAUACGCUGAGAUUGUCAACUGUGGAUUAUGGGUGGCCAGUGGUGCCUGGCGUGGCGAGCACUUGGUUAUUGAUGCCUACCGUGUUACAUAA
Fusarium poae is the source of this 837-nucleotide messenger RNA. RefSeq lists its product as uncharacterized. Bases 1 to 837 code for a protein of 278 amino acids. NCBI's taxonomy places the organism in Eukaryota, Fungi, Ascomycota, Sordariomycetes, Hypocreales, Nectriaceae. The record is from RefSeq and is a predicted model, not a curated record. The transcript is spliced from 5 exons.